AUGCAAGUGUUUCUAAUAAUUGUGUGGGUUUUUGCCGUUUCGGCCGAGUUCGUUCAUGACUUGGCCCAUAUCGAGGACUUUAUCCAACAGAAGAGAUACCUAUUGAAGAAGAAGUAUCGGCCUAUGUAUCACAUAUCGGCGCCUGUUGGCUGGCUUAACGACCCGAAUGGAUUUAUUUACUUCAAGAGACAGUAUCAUAUAUUCUACCAGUAUCAUCCAUACAACGGUGCUUGGGGUCCAAUCCAUUGGGGCCACGUGAUCAGCGAUAACCUCGUCGAUUGGGCGUUCUAUCCUCCUGCACUGGUGCCCAAAGAUCAUUACGACAGACAUGGCUGUUUAUCUGGCUCCGCUGUAGUUCACAACAGCUAUUUGACUUUAUUCUAUACUGGAAACCUACUUAUUAAUAACAAGACCUUCCAAAGUCAGAAUGUCGCUAUAAGCGCUGAUGGCAUCAUCUUCCAGAAAUAUUUAUACAAUCCAGUUAUACGUGAAGGACCUUACGGCAGUGUAGAGUUCAGGAAUCCAAAAGUAUGGCGAUUCAGGAAUUCCUGGUACAUGCUCAUUGGUACUUCGAGGAUGCAAGAGGCAUAUCUACUUCUAUAUACUUCACCUGAUCUGUUCAACUGGAGAUUAAAUGGUACUAUAGCUAAGUCAUACGGUGAUAUGGGAUACAUGUGGGAGAGUCCAGACUUCUUUGAAAUUGACGGAUUUCAUGUUCUAAUUCUAUCAGUUCAAGGCAUACAAAGCGACUCCUAUAGGUUCCGGAAUUUGUACCAAACUGGAUAUGUAGUGGGAACGUUUAAUUACAAUAGUUUACAGUUCGAGGACUUGGAAAUUUCAACAGCAACCUUCAAUGAACUCGAUUAUGGACACGAUUUUUAUGCAGCAAAAACAAUGCAAAGCUUGGACGGAAGAAGGCUGUUGGUGGCUUGGCUAGGCAUGUGGGACAGUGAAUAUGAGGAAUCCAAUGCUGGCUGGGCGAGCAUGUUGACCAUAGUGAGGGAGUUAAAGUUGUCAACUCAAGGAAGAAUAUUAAUGACUCCAGUAAGAGAAGUUAUAGAAUUGCGAACUGAAGUAAUGGAAGACGCGUGGUACAGUCCUGGGGAGGCGUUCCUUGCUGGUACCAGGGCUUUUGAGAUGAUAAUUAACUCUAGUACGGUUAUAUACGAUGCGGCAGUUGUUUUGGAGUGGAGUGGUGACCGACAAUAUACUAUAAUGUAUUCUGCAGAGCACGGGGACGUGAGCGUGGACCGGGGAGGUGUAGACGGAGUCCGAAAAGCAGAUUGGAGACCAUUGACCCAUAUUCAUUGGCGAGUUUUUGUUGACUACAGUUCUAUAGAAGUGUUCUGUGUUGAAGCUGGAAGCUUCCAGUUGGAGCUUCGAAACUGGUUCGCCAUGUUGGAAACCGUGCAGGACGUAAAUGAUGCCUGGUACGUGUCGCCCGCGAAGUGGGUUCUAAUCGCUUUCGACCGAAGAGUGUUGGAUGCAAGUCGAAGCUCACAAGCGAGACCUUGGAUCUGA
Molecule: messenger RNA, 1521 nt
Organism: Arctia plantaginis
Lineage: Eukaryota; Metazoa; Arthropoda; Insecta; Lepidoptera; Erebidae
Source: the annotation of a GenBank genome assembly